Messenger RNA from Xyrauchen texanus (razorback sucker), 1833 nucleotides. Its product is annotated as potassium voltage-gated channel subfamily A member 1-like. The transcript has 2 exons. The record is from RefSeq and is a predicted model, not a curated record. Lineage: Eukaryota; Metazoa; Chordata; Actinopteri; Cypriniformes; Catostomidae. Gene Ontology annotation, cellular component: juxtaparanode region of axon; paranode region of axon; synapse. Gene Ontology annotation, molecular function: delayed rectifier potassium channel activity; protein binding. Gene Ontology annotation, biological process: potassium ion transmembrane transport; protein homooligomerization. Bases 352 to 1833 code for a protein of 493 amino acids.
CUUACCGCAAGUUUCCUGCGAUCUGACGGCGGUAUCGGUGAAUUGUGGAAUUGUGGAUCUAUUAUAUUCUCGCUCAAUGAAUAUUUGAGGACAGUACUAGCACGCAUCGGGCUUUAAUGUGAGAUUUAUAUAAUAACACACUGGAGGUUUUUGCGCAGAAAUUCCCGCACCGUUCUUCACUCGUAUUGCCAACGUGAGCACACAAAACAGGCGCAGUUCUCCAAUGAACAUGGAGAUGGUGGACAUUUGGUGGAACAUAAUGCUGGAUGACCCUUGGGUCAUUGACAGUUUGAACUGCAGUUAAGUAUUGGAUGUGUGUUCAACCUGACUGAACUUUCACAGACAUCCAGGAUGACUGUGGUGGUUGCUGGAGAUAACAUGGACGAGACCUCCUCCACGUUGCAGGGGCAUCAGCAGGGUUUGCAGUAUUCCCCCGAGUGCUGUGAGCGGAUGGUAAUCAACAUCUCUGGGCUUCGCUUCGAGACACAACUCAAGACACUCGCCCAGUUCCCAGACACUCUGCUGGGCAACCCCAAGAAAAGGAUGCGCUACUUUGACCCUUUAAGGAACGAGUACUUCUUCGACAGAAACCGUCCAAGUUUUGACGCAAUCCUCUACUAUUAUCAAUCGGGUGGAAGGUUAAGGAGACCCGUCAAUGUUCCCUUGGAUAUGUUCUCAGAGGAAAUUAAGUUUUACGAGCUUGGAGAAGAGGCUAUGGAGAAAUUCCGUGAGGACGAGGGCUUUAUUCGUGAGGAAGAGCGCCCCUUGCCGGAGAAUGAGUUUCAGCGACAAGUUUGGCUGCUGUUUGAGCAUCCCGAGAGUUCAGGCCCUGCCAGAGGGAUAGCAAUAGUGUCUGUCAUGGUUAUCCUCAUUUCUAUUGUUAUAUUUUGUUUGGAGACUCUACCGGAGCUGAAAGAAGAUAUGCAAGGACGGAUCCAAAUGAUAGGCAACAGCACGUUUUACUACAAACCAAAUAUUCUUACCGAUCCAUUCUUUAUCGUGGAGACACUGUGCAUCAUUUGGUUUUCUUUUGAGUUGAUUGUUCGUUUUUUUGCUUGUCCAAGCAAACCUGCUUUCUUUAAAAACAUGAUGAACACGAUCGACAUUGUGUCCAUUAUUCCAUAUUUCAUAACGCUUGGAACCGAGAUGGCAGAGGAUCCUGAAGUUGGAAAGGAGACAAAAGGUGGAGGGGAGCAGGCCACGUCUUUGGCCAUCCUCAGGGUUAUCCGCCUGGUCAGGGUGUUUCGGAUAUUCAAGCUCUCAAGACACUCCAAGGGGCUUCAGAUCUUGGGGCAGACAUUGAAAGCCAGUAUGCGAGAGCUCGGCCUCUUGAUUUUCUUUCUUUUCAUCGGUGUCAUCUUGUUUUCCAGUGCAGUCUAUUUUGCUGAGGCAGAGGAGAAGGAGUCUUUCUUCACAAGUAUCCCAGACGCAUUCUGGUGGGCAGUGGUUUCAAUGACAACUGUGGGGUAUGGAGACAUGUACCCCGUUACCAUUGGAGGCAAAAUAGUUGGUUCUCUAUGUGCCAUUGCUGGAGUGUUGACGAUCGCACUACCAGUGCCUGUGAUUGUUUCCAACUUUAACUAUUUCUAUCACAGAGAAACUGAAGGUGAAGAACAAGCUCAACUCCUUACUGUGAGCAAUCCAAACAUCUCAUCUGACACCAAAUCGAGUCGGCGCAGUUCCUCGGUUGUCAGCAAGUCAGAGUACAUGGAGAUAGACGAUGACCUUAAAAAUAGCAUUGAUAACUUUAGAGAGGCGAACCUGCAAACUGGGAACUGUACAGUUGCAAAUCAGAACUGUGUAAACAAAGGGAAGCUUCUCACAGAUGUAUAG